Molecule: messenger RNA, 594 nt
Organism: Gastrolobium bilobum
Lineage: Eukaryota; Viridiplantae; Streptophyta; Magnoliopsida; Fabales; Fabaceae
Exons: 3
Coding region: 1-594 (197 amino acids)
Molecular function (GO): zinc ion binding
Source: RefSeq, a predicted model, not a curated record
AUGGGGGGAAGAACAAUGACAAGGACCGUCGGUUGGAGGUGCAAAUGUGGGAGACAAAGUAUUGUCUAUACCUCCAAAACUGAGAGGAACCCAAACAGGGCUUUCCUUGGAUGUCCUAAUUUCAAGGAGAAGAAGCCCUAUUGUGAUUUUUUUAGAUGGGUAGAUGACAUGUGUAAUGAACCCAUGGAGCUGGAAGAAGCAAGAAUUAACACUGUGGAGUUGGAUGUUGCUGAAAUUAACUUCAAGUUGAAAUAUGUGGAGAUGAUGAUGAGAGAGCAAGAUGUGAAGAUUACUGAGCAAGGAAUGAAGCUUCAUCAGCAGGAAAGAAAACUGAAUGAUGUAUACCUGAAGAUGGUGGAGGAGUUAGAUAGGAUGGACAAAAAAAUUAGGAUAAUUGAUAGGUCAGCUAGGGUCUUAGGUGCUUGUGUUGGUGUGAUCAUGAUCUGUAUGUUUGUUGUUAGUGUGAAGUUGCAUACUGUUAUGCAUAUUUUGUUACUGAUUCCAGAACACGAGGACCAUUUAGGUCCCUGUCAAUGUUACACGAGGGUCGUUUUGGUCCCUGACAAAGUGGACAGGGCCCUUAUUGGUCCCUGA